AUGGGGGGCCUCAACGAGGAUCAGGAAGACGCCGUCAUGUCUUUGGCUCUCCUGCAGAACAAGAUAAAGCGCGAUCCUGAGGCGUAUCGCGAGGAGUUUCUUCUGCAGCUCUCAAACUUCAGAGGCCUCUUGGUCGCGCUGAAAGAGCAGCCUUACCGACCAACCAGAAAACUCCAGAGCCUCGCCAUGUUCCUUGCACACACUGCCCCCUGCUACAGCGCAGAGGCAGCCGAUUCGUGGGCUUCUGGAGAUGCAGAGACUUUGGGGAAUUCAGAGAGAGCCUUGGUGUCCGACGCCUUUGGUCCUGAGGCAACAUCCUCCAUCCAGGGCCCCCUCGACGGGGGCCCUUCGCCAUCCGUGGAAUUGAAGGAGGCGAUGCAGCAGCUCCUUAGCAGCGCCGAGCUGCACCCGACAACGCGCCAUGCACUGCUCAAUGCUGUUCUUCUUCUGCGGAGUAAAAAGAUGCUGAGCUGCGAGGAGCUCUUGCAACAGUCCCUGGCUCUUCUGUGUCUAAAAGACAAGUUUGUGCGGCAACGUCUCAUGGCCUUUGUCGUUAAGGACGUCGCGAAAGUCUUCGGUUCAACGAAUAGCAACCAAGCUCGGGGCUUGCUGUUGAAUCGUCUUUUCGCGCUUCUGAAGAGCGGUUCCUCUCCCGUUGCAGCCCGGCUCGCACUCUGCUGCUUAUUUCAGGUGUACCGUCACCUCAGCCUCAAGCCACAGACGCGCAACAGCGACUUCGCUGCCAAGGUUGUCAACGCAGUGGUCGGGGCGACCCUUGCACCGGACGCCAAACUCGCCUCUAGUGGGGCUCUAUUCCUCCUGGGCGAGAUUCAGGCCGCAGCAACCCAAGCGAACUAUUCCGUCCAGGCAGAGGAAGAAGAGGGUGAGGAGGCAGUGGCAGCAGCCGCAGCGGCAGAGCUACAGCAGCACAGCGCCCUGCACUCGAAGAAGUCGCUUGCGGCCAAACGGAAGCUGAAAAAGCAAAAGCAACGCUUGCAGAAGCGUCUGGUGCGAAAGCAGCAACGAAUUGAGGAACAGCGCGAGCAGUGGGGAACUACGGCCUCUACCGCCAUCUUGGAUCUCAUUUACGACCCCCAUUCCUUCGCAGAAAAGCUUUUUGCCCGCGUGCGUCAGCAGCGCGAAAGCUUUGGCACGCGUGUUGUCUUCCUCAAUUUAUUGUCCCGUCUAAUUUCGCAUCACAAGGUGUUGUUGUUCAACCUCUACCCCUACUUACAGAGGUACAUGAAUCCCACGCAACGGCUGGUCCCUGCACUUCUCGCGGUCUCUGCCAACGCUGUUCAUGCCGGAGUUCCUCCCCAAGAAGUCUUGCCCCUCGUCAAAACGAUUGCAGACAACUUCGUGAACGACACGCGGGGAGAGGAGGUAAUCACACUGGGCCUCAACGCUAUAAUGGAGAUCUGCAGCAGAAAUCCGCAAUGCAUGACGGCCGAGCUGCUCGGAGACUUGCUACAAUACACUAAGCACAAGAGCAGCAAAAGCGUGUCUGCGGCUGCUAGGGGCCUUUUGAAUGUCUUUAGGGAAGUAUGCCCGACAAUGCUUCCAAAAGCCUUCCUGGGCAAGGAAGCUGCCAUACAGCUACAACGAAACACAGGGGGCCCCCUGGAGUUUGGGGCCCUCACCACCUCGACGACCCUCAGUCUACUGCCGCAGCUGGAGGCUCUAAAAAGGCGUUCCAAGGAGGAGCUGCAGAGGGCAUUGCGGGGUGCAGAGGAGGAAGAGGAAGAGGAGGAAGAGGAAGAGGAGGAAGAGACUGAUGAGGGUGAGAGUGAGGGCGAGGAAGGAGACGAUGACGCCCAGGGCAGCGAGACAGAGGGGGAGACAGAUGGUGAAGAGACAGAUGAAGGGGCAGAUGAAGCAGAAGAGACAGACGAAUACGAAGAAGACAGUGAAGCUGAGGACAGCCAGCCAGACGAAGAUGCACAUGGAGAAGAGAUAGACAAGGAAAAAAUAGAAAUAGAGCAACAAUCAACACAGGAAGCAACCGAAGGAGGGCAGCCACCAAAGAAGAAACGCCGCCUUCAAACAGCGGCAGGAGACGCAGCAACUAAGGAGGAGAUUUCAGAAGUGCAAGCAGAAGCGGAUCACGUUCCAGAGGGUGGUGCACGUUUGCUAACUGAUGCAGACUUUGCAGCUCUGCGUUUGUUGAGAGCAAAGCACUUGGCACAGCAGGUCAGAGGAGGGUCGCGGAAGAAGGGGGGCCUUCAAGUUGACUCGGAGAGGGAUCUGAAGCUGCUCAAGUUACUUACUGCGGAAGAAGACAUGGAUAGCCAAGCUGCAAAUAGCAGUGAUAGCAGCAGUGACAGCGAAGACAGCGAGGAUGAAACUGAGGGACACCGUCAGGAGGUAAGGGGCGAUGGGUUUGUGUCAGAGCGAGACCUGGAAGGUAUUGCGGGCCGCAAGCGGCGCAGGGCGAGAGAGCGGGCCCGGGAACGCGAGGAGAAGCUGCAGCAGAAGAAACUAGGUGGCAAAAAGUGGCAGCAAGAUACUGAAAACAAAAAGGGCUCAACGCCUCAGCACGUCAAAGACAGAAGGAAACCCUUGCUUAUGAUCCAACAGAGCCGCCGCCUCAGGGAAAAAAAGCAGCUUAGUGUGCGGGAUAAAGCAGCGAACCUCAAGAAGAGAAUUAAAAACCUGAAAAAGAGCCAAGUCGGGAAGCCUAGGAGGCGCAAGAGGUAG
Cyclospora cayetanensis is the source of this 2697-nucleotide messenger RNA. Its product is annotated as protein SDA1 homolog. Bases 1 to 2697 code for a protein of 898 amino acids. Gene Ontology annotation, cellular component: nucleolus. The transcript is spliced from 12 exons. Gene Ontology annotation, biological process: ribosomal large subunit biogenesis; ribosomal large subunit export from nucleus. The record is from RefSeq and is a predicted model, not a curated record. NCBI's taxonomy places the organism in Eukaryota, Apicomplexa, Conoidasida, Eucoccidiorida, Eimeriidae.